CUGCUGCUUCAGCCCUGGUCCAAUCCGAGCAAGCAAGGAGUGACGACCGGGAGAGCAAAGGAAGCGGCGGGCAGAAUGUCGAUGGCGGAAGGCGCACUCCCUUCCAACCUUCCUCCAGACCUCAGCCACUCCAUCGCUCGCGUUCUCUCGCAGAGGCAAGCUGGACCUUCCAAAGGCAGCAGCAGCGACGACGACGCGUCGACGUCUGCCUUGGUGGCGCCCUCGUCGCUGGAGCCGCCUUCGCUGACGGCGCAGCUCACCCAGCUGUUCCCCACUGCCGAGUCCAUCUCGCCGCUUCAGGUCGAACGAAGGCAAGCCGAGAUUCGCCGUGAGCUGGCAGAGCAGGAGCGACGAAUCGAAGAGCUCGUUGCAGACCUCUUUCGACGCCAGCAGCAGCAGACACAGACGCCAAAUGGUGUUGGCGCUGAUGCCGGCCCCAAUGGAAGCCUCUCGACGGCCACCGUCGAGGCACGGGUAGAGGUGCUGCUGGAUCAGUUGGCUACCAUUCGGGAAAAGGCGAGAAAGAGCGAAGAGGUGGUUCGGGAAAUCACGCGGGAAAUUCGCAACCUCGAUACAUGCAAGCGAAACGUCGUCGCGAGCAUGACAGCCCUCAAGCGGCUGCAGAUGCUCGUCAACGCAGUCGCACAGCUCGAGAGGCUCACCAAAGCUUCUCGCUUCCGCGAGGCCGCAUCGGCCCUCUCCGCUGUCAAGUCUUUGCAAUCUUCCUUCAAGGGCUUCGCAGGCGUCGAGAGAGUGGCCAGCGUUCAGCGAGAAGUCCUAGACCUGCAGCGGGAAGUGGGAGAGAAGGCAAAGACGGAAUUUGAGAACCAUUUUACCCAGGACACCGGCCGACCGCUACGCACGACGAUGGUACCUGACGCAGCCCUGGUCAUAGACGCUCUCGGUGGCGAGGCAAGGACUUCCAUCAUCGACUUUUACACCAAUUUUCAGCUUCGAGAGUACCGCCGCAUCUUCCGAGCUACUGACGAGGCUGGCCAGCUCGACAAUGUGUCGAGGAGGUUUGCUUGGUUUCGGAGGAUCCUAAAGGUCUACGACGACGACCACGCAACAAUGUUUGAAGAGGCGCCGAUCAAGAGCUGGGGGGUGGCAAAGGAACUCACCCGAAAGUUCACCGAAGUGACGAGGGAGGACCUGCGCAGUGUCUUGAUCCGCAGCCAAGGGCGGGUCCAAGUGCCUGUAUUGCUCGAAGCCUUACAUGCGAGCAUAGAGUUCGAGAAGAGCAUGAGUCGGCGAUUCCAGCUUCCUUUUGUCGAGAUCUCAGGAUCGUCGGCACCUUCCAGCUCGACUGCUAGCUCGGCACCACAGACAACGCUCUCAUCGGCAUUUGACCCUUACCUAACGCUUUUCGUCGAAGCGCAGGACCGGACGCUUCAGGACAUGCUCCUGAGCUACCGAAGACAGGGCGCAAAGCUCCAACGGACUUCUUCCGACGAACCAAUGGGCAAAGAUGGAGGGCACGACACGGUGCUGCCGUCGAGUACCGACCUCUUUUACUUCUAUCGACAGGUCAUGGAGCAGUGUGCCAACCUCAGUAAUCGCGAGCCUUUUAGAGAGCUUUGCUUCGUCUACAAGAAGCAUCUGAGGGCCUACGCUGACGAGGUUCUCAAGGCUGCUCUGAUGCGAUCUGAUCCCGCGCCGCGGCGCUCCCUCGACACUAGAUCCAACGUCGCAGACUUGCAGCGGAGCUGCUUGAUUAUCAACACAGCCGACUACUGUGCCAACACAUCGAAGCAGCUGGAAGACAAGCUCAAGGAAAAGAUUCACCCCGACUUUGUGGAGGGUGUCGAUCUGAGCACAGAGCGCGACGUCUUCCUCUCCAUCAUUGCUGCAGGUGUGCAGACGUUGACUAGGGAGCUAGAACUGUCGCUCGAAUCGUCCUUUAACCAGAUGAUGCGGCCGCCAACUCCCUGGACCCAGCUCGAGAGCGUGACAACCAAGAGCCCGUACGUCGACGACUUUGCCAGCGCGCUCGAGCAUGUUGCUGUGGUUGUCAGGCAAGAUCUGGAAAGCAAGAGAUACGUCAGGAGCUGGUGCGACAAGGUUGUCGGAGUCGUCUUGGCGAAAUUCACCUUCAACAUCGUGAAGCUCAAGCCACUGUCAAAGAUCAUGGCCGAACAGCUCCUGACCGAUACGGCCGACAUUCGGGUGAGCCUAUUGGAGCUACCGCGGUAUUCGCUAUCCGAUGAGGGCAGUGCGACGGCUGCCAUGUCGUACAACCGCUACGUUUCAAAGGGCGUGUCAAAGAUCGAGACGCUGCUCAGAAUGCUCAUGACACCAGACUCGCCGCCUGAAGAACUCAUCGAAGCGUAUAUGCGCCUCGUCGGCGAUCGGUCCUUCUCCAAUUUCCAAAAGAUACUCGAGCUGAAAGGGAUCCGGAAGGUGGAUCAGAAUGCCGUCCUGGAUUCCUUUAUCAGUCAAACGGGCCAGAGGGAUGAUCUGAGCGAUUCGAGUUUCUUGACGAGUCUAGACAUGGAUGUGUCUAGCUCGGCAUCGGCAAUGCAGACGCCCCAACCAUUUUUCUCAUUUGCGGGCGAGGGUUCCGGCACACCGACAGGCUCUUCACGCUACGCAAGCCUCACCCUCGGAGGUCUCGGUGGCAUCGGCGCAGCAUCCAAUGCACCAUCGACGGGGCCGGCUUCUGUUUCAUUAGACUCUCGUCUCAGGAGCCCGCCGCAAAGCGACGUGGGUGCUGGUGCCCAAAAAGCAUUCAGUGAUCUCAGGAGAUUUGGCUCGCUCUUAGUCGGAAGGAGGGACCCGAGCAGCACUAGUAGCGAGCCGAGAAGAUAGAUUGUCCUGUACUCUUCUGCAGUCAUGCCAAUUCGUUCCCUUUGGGAUGCUUGUCAAAUCGGCCGACCACUGUAUCGGCCGAUGAGCUUCUUUUGCGAGUGGAUCAGCGCGCUCCCUCUCUCUAGAGCGUGCAUGAAUCUCCGGGCUAUAUUCUCCGAGAAGUCCGUCAAGAAAAUAUUACUCCGGCUUCACGGAGAAACGCGGAAAUUUAAAG
This is a messenger RNA of Acaromyces ingoldii, 3022 nucleotides long. RefSeq lists its product as hypothetical. Bases 76 to 2808 code for a protein of 910 amino acids. Gene Ontology annotation, biological process: retrograde transport, endosome to Golgi. The transcript has 5 exons. Gene Ontology annotation, cellular component: GARP complex. Lineage: Eukaryota; Fungi; Basidiomycota; Exobasidiomycetes; Exobasidiales; Cryptobasidiaceae. The record is from RefSeq and is a predicted model, not a curated record.